Musca domestica (house fly) is the source of this 18137-nucleotide messenger RNA. It is a transcript of the gene IA-2, whose product is annotated as receptor-type tyrosine-protein phosphatase N2. The coding region runs from base 507 to 4244 and encodes 1245 amino acids. The transcript has 11 exons. Gene Ontology annotation, biological process: protein dephosphorylation. The record is from RefSeq and is a predicted model, not a curated record. Gene Ontology annotation, cellular component: secretory granule. Lineage: Eukaryota; Metazoa; Arthropoda; Insecta; Diptera; Muscidae. Gene Ontology annotation, molecular function: protein tyrosine phosphatase activity.
AAUCAGUUCAACCUGGUGAACACAGACUGCAUGUAGUGUAGAGCGGUUAAAUAAGCGUGUCUCCGCCAUAACGAAAGUAUCCACUUUCUUCUGUUUAGUUCCUUCCUCAUUUCAUUACUACAGCAACUACUACUGACUGACUGGCUGGCUGGCUAGCAGCAAAGUAAACGUAGAAGCAGUGGCCGAACAUCAUAAGCCAAAGCACAGCAUCUUUUCAUCGUCCGAUGCUCGCUCGCUCGCUCAACAUUAGAACAUCCACCAACUUUAAUCUCCAGUAACUUUACAGUGAAUUUGUGUUGAUUCGGCAAACAUUUGAAACUUAGUGAACCCGUUGGACAAAGUGUAGAGCAGUGUUAAAAAAUUCAAAUGUCAGGUCAUUGCAAUUAGUCGAGCGGACAUCAGUUCGAUCAUUAGCAUAUGGCAUCUAAAAGUGAUGUCAACAUGAGCUGCCUGUGUCGUUGUAGCAGCCACAGCCAUAGACGCCAAGCAAGGGUGGGCCAAUUAUCAUGGCUAGCAAUGCGCUAUUGCGAUUACGAUCACAACAACAACAACUGGUAUCAUCAAAAUCCGGACAUGGCAGUAAUGAAUCGUCGACCAGCCACAAAGAAUUAGAUACCCUGAAAACUUUUUCAAAAUUCUAUCCCUCCAAGAAGCAGCAGCAGCAAAGCAUAAUCCAACAGCAACAACAUCACCACACCAUCAAACUGCGACCUCAGCUCGGCAAGGUGGCCAAAAAUCAUUUGCAAGGCAUUUCAAGGCAACAUCAUCUUCGGCGGCAACCUUUAAUUACCCCCACGACGACGACCAAAACAACCACCGCCACCACGUCGCUUAAAAUCUGGAAGUGGCGAUCUCCGUCACUUCGUUUUGGCGGUCUUGAUUCGAUAGCGAUUUGGUUGCAAGUCUUAUUGUUCAUUGUUUAUGGCCUUAACGAUGUGGCUAACGGCGAAGGAAAUGUUGGUUGCAAAUUUGUCCGGACCCUGUGCUUGGAAGGGAGUGAAGUGUGCUUCGAUGACAACAUCUUUGGAAAGUGUAUACCAACCACUGGUGUCGAUAUGGAAGACAUUGAAAAAACCCCUCUCACGGAGGACCAGUCACGUUUACUCGCCACUAUGCUCGAGGAGUUGCAGGGGGCCGGGUUAGGCUGGGACCAUCCCUAUGUCCAGUGUCGCAUACAGGGUUCCUUGUUUUCCAUGCAAAAACAAAUCCAACUACCUCCCAAUCUCUGUGCUAAUCUGGCACCCAUGCCAACCGAUUUUGAACCUGCUGAUGCCAUGGCCUUUGUCCGCUUCAUACCACCCGAGGAGGAUUACCCGAAUGCCAACAAGCUCUUCUACCCGCCUCUAAAGAAACACAAUUCCCCCGGCCCGAAUGGCAUUAAUGCCAUUUUGCACCAACUGCAGCUGCAGGAUCGUCAGGUGCGCAAUGACCCCCUGGAGCUGUCACAAUUCGGAGAAUUCGACAGGCAUCGUGAAUCGCAAAUGAAUCCUCCCAAUGUCAUGGAUGUGUUUUUGGAAAACGAAAGGGCCCGCAUACAAAGGGAACAGGAGCAGAGGGAGGCCCAACUGGAGGCUGAACGCAAGGAGGCGGCGCGGAAUCGUUUGGAACUAUAUCAAAUGUUGGCUGCCUCUGAACCUGAUCCCCAGCCUUAUGAAAGGAAUCCGGAACGUAUAGCCGAUCAAAUGGAAACGGUACCAAUGCCUCCCUCAGUGCCAAUUUAUGUUCCCGAAGAACCAAGCGACGACUCUAAUGAAUUCUAUUUUCCCGAAAAUUAUGGUCCCCUCAAGCGUACAAGUCCUCGCAAGGGUGCCAUGGCACCCAUUGAGAAACCCAAUCAGGAACGUUCCUUUUUCCGUGAAUUGGCCCAGGAGAAGGGAUUGGAACAAGAACCCCGAGUCUACAUUGAAAUUCAAGUUCCCCUGGGGGUAGAAGAAAUCUCCACCACCAAAAGGCAACCCCAGCAAAUGGACACUGAAAACGACAAUCGUGACGACAUUGAGGAAAGUCUCUUCCGAAACUCCCUAACCCCCCUGCAAGAGGAAGCCAUGCUGUCGGCCAACAUGCAUCCACAUCGUCACAAACAACAUCGUCCGGAAAAAGUCUAUACCGAAGGUGGUCUCAUUACGAUGAAUGAACUUCCGGGCAUUGAUGCCACCUACAACAAGGAACAACGUAAGGAAGAGGCCCGCGAGCUGUUGGCCAAUAUGUUGGGUUUUACACGUCACGAACGUUUGGAUGUUAAGAAACCGGGUCCAAUGUUGGGUCCGCCACCCUCUGUCAAAGAGAAUUUGAUCCGCAAGUUAAACGGCUCCGAUGUGAACCACAACAAGGAACAGCUACCGGCACACAUCAAGGGCAGCAAUGAGGCUAGCAAGAAGAAGAAAGUUGUGAAAAACCACUCGGAUGAAGAUCAUGCACCGCAUACUGUCGAUACUGAGUAUGCGCAUGUGUUUGUCAAAAACCCCAUCGACAGUUGGAAUGAUGGCGUGCGCAUCGUAAACGAGUUGGCCAAUAUUUUACACAUGCAAGGAUACUUUACUUAUUUAACCGUUCUACCACAUGAAGUUUCAUUCCGGGUGGACUCAAAUAACCCCGAACACAAGACGGCCAUUGACAUUGCGCGUGCAAUCAAUGAGAAUCGUGGUGUCAAGAAUAACAUCCUUCGCCGCCUAGGUGUGACUGUGCUAAGUGCCGGUGUUGGUGAUAAAAUCAAACGCGAUGAAGAUGGCAGCGUUUCGGCAGCUCGAAUUGAGCUGGCUGACCAGGGGCCCGAUGUUACCCACAUCAUGGUUUACAUGUUUGCUGGGGCUGGGGCGGCAGCCAUUAUUGUUAUAUUCGUAACGUUGAUUCUGAUUAAGCGGCACGACAAAAAACGCGAUAAGUUGGGUGGUAUACAGUCGGGAAUUGCGGGAGCGGAAAGUUGCACCAAGGACUAUCAGGAUUUGUGUCGUGCUCGCAUGGCUGGCAAGGGUAGCAGUACUGUGGAACCGGUAGCGAGUGGUCGCAUUACAACGUUGAGCAAGGAUAACGAAAGGCCACCAUCGUCGCGAUCCAGUACCUCGUCAUGGAGUGAGGAACCGGCUCUAACGAAUAUGGAUAUUUCAACGGGUCAUAUGGUGUUGUCCUACAUGGAAGACCACUUGAGAAACAAGGGCCGCUUGCAAAGGGAAUGGGAGGCUCUAUGUCGCUAUGAGGCCGAACCCAGUGCCCGAGAUGCUGCAUUGCAGCCACAAUGUGCAAAUCUGAAUCGACCCGGAGCCCCCUUGCCCUAUGACCAUUCUCGUGUAGUCCUGAAUCACCUGGCCAAUGCUGAAGGUUUGGAUUACAUCAAUGCUUCGACCAUUACCGACCAUGAUCCCCGUGCCCCUGCCUAUGUGGCCGCACAAGGACCCAUUCCCUCAACAUUGGCCCACUUCUGGCAAAUGAUUUGGGAACAGGGUGCCGUUGUUAUUGUGGCCCUAUGUCGCCUGCAGGAGAACGGUGAAAUUGCCUGUGCCCGCUACUGGCCCGAGGAGGGAGCAGAAGUCUAUCACAUCUAUGAGGUUCAUUUGGUUAGUGAACACAUUUGGUGUGACGACUAUCUGGUCCGAUCAUUCUAUUUGAAGAAUUUGCGUACCAGUGAAACGCGAACUGUGACGCAGUUCCAUUUCCUGUCAUGGCCCCAGGGUGGAGUACCACCUCAGGCAAAGGCAUUAUUGGAUUUCAGAAGAAAAGUCAACAAGUCCUAUCGCGGCCGUUCCUGUCCAAUUGUGGUUCAUGGCAGUGGUGGUGCUGGACGCACGGGAGCAUACAUCCUAUUGGACUUGGUUUUGGGUCGAAUGAAUAAGGGAGCACGAGAAAUUGACAUUGCGGCGACAUUGGAACAUUUGAGAGAUCAGAGAGCCGGUUUGGUGGCAACGCGACAACAGUUUGAGUUUGUCCUUAUGGCGGUGGCCGAGGAGGUACAUGCCAUACUGAAGGCAUUGCCGGCAAAUCAAUCGAAUGAGAAAAAGGAUGCGGAAAUAAGUCGAGAGACGGGCGUACUGAAGGAGGAGGAGGAAACGGCAAUAACGACGACGGCGGCAGCAACAACAUCAACACCCACCAACAAAGGCAAGACGGCGACGACUAAUGCGACUAUGGAAGACAAGGACACGGAUAAGGAAAAGGAAACGAAACAGACACCGGCAAAAACGACCACGACGACAACAACGGCAUCGGCAACAGGAAAAUCCACACCAAAAGGCGAUAAUAAAAAGAAAUAAAAACGGGGUUUUUAAUUUGGCUUAAUUUAUGAAUUUUGAUUUGGUUUUCAAAUUUCUUUAUGUAAGGAAUGGGCUAGUUCUGGAAGGUUCGAAAAAGGCAAAUAUGGAGUGAGAGCGAAAAUGAUUUAUUUAAUUUUUUAUUUAUUUAUUUAUUUUUUUUUUUUGGAAUUUUUGUUUUGAAAAUUUAUGGUUUAUAUACCACGUUUUCUAGUAGUGCGUUAAUAUUAGCAAGUCGUGGCAGUUUGUGGACCAAAUUUACUAAAUUACCAGCCCUUAGCUAAAUUUGGGGACAAGCCAAUGCCAACUUGAUAACUCGAUUAACCGCUAACGGAAAAUGCCCUAGCUCUAGCUUAAGUGUUGGUAGUCUAUAAGAGUCUAUAUAUUUAUAUAAAAUACAAAAAAUAUAUUUAUAUGAUAUAAGAAAUGCUUCAAAAGAAAAACUAAACCAAAAAAAGUAAUUAAACCCAAAUUAAAAAAAAAAAAAAACAGAAAAUGGAGAACACGUUAAAGUAUGAAAGAUGAAGAAGAAAAAAAACACAAAUAAUAAAAUCAUUAAUUAUUAUCAUUAUUCUUACUUUUAUUCCAUUAUACAAAUAAAUAAGUGUACUAAAAAUGUAUAGAUGUCUACAACAACAUUACAAUACCAAAUAACAACAACAAAAGCGUAAAAAAAUUAACAAGAAGGUGUUUAAUUUUUAUUUGUGGCCCGCUCUGCUCGGCGGGCAAAACAAACAAAAAAUACAUGAUUGGCAAAAACGAUUCACAGAGAUUGCAGAUGAAAACAAGAACAACAUCAAACAACAAAAAAAAAAACGACAAAAAUUGCUAUUUUCCUAUCAUAAUUAUUAUUACUGUAACGAUUAUUAUUACUAUUAUUAUCGAUGUGUUUGUUAAAAAUAUUAAAGAAAAAACAAAGACAACAAAUAUAUAUAUCAUUAACUAAUAUGUGUACCUUAAAGAAAUCAUAUAUAAAUUAAAAAAAAACAAAGGGUGUAUCACACACACAUAUAUAUACAAAUUAUGAACAUUUAUAUGCAAACCAAACCAUAAAUAAAUUAUUAUUAUUAUUAUGAAAACAUAAUAAAAUAAAAAUAAAAAUAUUAUUAUAAAAAUAACAUACUAUAUCAAUUAAAUGUAUGACAUACCUAAAAGAAAAAAAAGGAUUGACCUAUAAAAAAAAUCUAAUUAAAAUUAUUCUAUUUUAUUCCAAAUCGUUAUUGCCAAAUUUUAGAAAAAUUUAAACAAUUUUUAUCAACACUCAACUAUGGGCAGCUAAAAAAUUGUAAAUUUGGCAAUGGAGUUUUGGAAAGUUUUGAAUAUAUAAAGGCAUUUUUUUUCAUUAGCACAAAUAUGUAAUUUUUUAUUAUUUAAAUUUUUUGGUAUUUUUUUAAUUUAAAACACGGUGCUGCUAAAACAAAAAAUAAAAAAAAAUUAAAAUGGGAUCUAUGAAAUAUAUAAAAAUCCAAGUUUCAUGUGAAAAUUACAGUUCCUUGCAGGUAAAGGAAAAAAUUGAAGGAGAUCUUAAUGAAGUAUAAAAAUCUAAGAUUCGUGUGGUUACUGAAGUUCCUUUUCAAGCGAAGAAAACAGAAGUGAGGUUAUGUGCUUAUAAAAAUAUGACCCAAUUUUUGGAGAUUUCAGAAAAAAUGAAAUUUUAGAAUCUCUCUAUAGAAAUUCCACCAGGGUCUGACAAUGAUAUUCAAAAAACCGAAUUUGAAACACGAAAUGUAUAAAAAAUGAUCUUGAUUUAAAUUUUAGUGGAGUUACUCCAUAAAGUAGAAGUUCAUUAGAAGAAAAGGAAACAAAAGUGAGGUUAUGUUCUAACCAGUGCGAAUAUGCCCUAGUUUUAGGGUGAUUUAAGAUAUGGAGACAUACAGAAAAAAGAGACUCCACAGUCGUUAGAAUUUAUUCCAUACAAAAAUAAAAUUAGGCCUCGGGGUCUAAGGAAAAGUUAUCGAUUUGAGUAAGACCUUUGGGGAUUUUUUAGAAAAAAAAUUAGAUUUCGGGAUUUAGUGACAGAAUUCAGUCCUAAUAUUGAAAGAAAUGGGGCUUAGGUCUCAAGAUCUAAGAAAAAAAAUUGCCUUCUUAAAUAAGAAGCUUUGGCACUUUUUUAAGAGCAAAACGAAUCUCAAAUUAUUUUCAAAGAAAAAAUUCAGUUCCAAAAAAAGUAUUUUGUUUACAAAAAAGUUUAGGUCUCAGAAUCAAGGAAUAAAAUCAACUUCAAUGAAGGUAUUUGCGGAUAGACGAAAGUCAAUAUUUUUAAAAAUAUUUUUUUUUAGAAUUUCCUUUUAAUAUUCCAAUCAAAGCUGGAGCUACAAGUAAAAAAGUGAGGUUAUGUUAGAGAAAUUUGGGUGUUUCAAAGAAAACAUUACAAUUCUUCUAACACAAAAUGAUAAUUCCAAGGCGAUUUGGGGUGACAUUACAUUAAAUGAUAUUUUUCAAUGUACCUUUAAAUCUGAUAAAUUUAUAUCACAGAAAUAUAUGAGACCUCACUGAAAAUAUUAAAAAAAAUAUCAGAUAAAAACAAUAAAUAGUAAUUUCAAAGAAAUUUUAAUUAAAACUCAGUUUCCGAGGAGUAACUUUUUAUUGACCAUAUCAAAUAUAUUGACCAAAGGAAUAUAAGGAUUUAAGGACAUUAAUUCUCUGAUACAAGAUUUUUGUAUAAAAAACCCGUAGAAAUGUUGGAUUUGGCAGAUCGGACAUCAAAAUCAGAAAAUUGCUCCUUAAAAUCCCGUUAUAACGAUGAAAAUAUUUCAAUAUAUUUUCCUGGUUAAUUCGAAGUUUCUUGGAACAAUUUUUGUAUUUUAAGGAUAUUCUUGCCAUGAUUUCGCAAUUUAAAAUAAUUUCAAGGCGAGUUGAGGGAUUUAAGGAUUUUUUAUAAAGAAAAAUAGUGAUAUUAUAGGCUUCAACUUCAGGGUCUGACAAAAUUCUUACAUAACGGGGUCUUAGAAAAAUUUUGUAUGGAUCAGAUAAUACAUCAAAAAUACAAAAAAAAAAAUAAAUAAUUUUACGCUAAAAAACUAAAAAUUCAAUAUAAUUGGCCUGAGAAGAUAUUCUAAAAAAAAUUUUAAUUUGAGACAAAUUUAAGGCGAUGUGGCUUCAAGGAAAAUUUGAAAAGCUGUAUUUAAAGAAAACAAUUUUUCUUAUGUCUUCGAGUUUUUUGCAAAGAAAUUCCCUGACCAUAAACUGGAGAAAAUAACAAUAGAAAUAAUCCGAGGAUAGAAAAAAUUAUCCAAAAUUAUUAGAUACCUAUUUUUCUGUGGAACAAAUUAUGCUUCAGGGGUCAAACAUGUAAAAAAUCAGACAAUUUGGCCCAAUGACAUGAUUUUAGGCAACUUCCAGGGGAUUUAAUAGCAAUGAACAUUUGAAAAACUUGCCCAUAAUCUGAUGUGAAAAUAUGAAAAUUUAUACUCCCAUAAAAAAAUUAUUUCGAAUGUCGCAGUAUUUUGUUUUUUAAACAAAAAACCGGAAGAAAAGGAAUGUCGAAAUUAAAUCUGAAGAAUAUAUUUUUAUAAAAAAUAGGUUGAGAUAGAACUCUAUCAUUGAGCAAGAUUGUUCCGACUGGAAAAAGGUUAAUAUUGUCUUUAGUCAACUUCGGCCGAAAUGGGGUGUGAUGAGUAUUGUACAUUCGUGUAGCCCCCAUUGAAGACUAAUAUAUUCAAGGCUAUUUUCGUAUAUAGUAACACUUCCAGCACUUAAAUCCCCAAUUUUUUCGCUUAAUAUAGUCUCGGACAUGUUUCCAUAUUAGAAAUAAAAUCGAAUUUUAAAAAUCCAAAUCAAAAAAAAAAAAAAAUUAAUUAGCGGAGGGGCUUUUUGAAUGCAAAGAAUCCUUUGUCGGAGUUUUGGACUUUUUUUUGAAAAAUGGCAACACCUCAGACCAAAGGUCUAUAAUUUACAUCUCGGACCCGGAGUAUUACCAUAAACCGGGAAAAAUUUAUACAGAAAAUAUCCGAGAAUUUCGUGGCAGGAGGGCAACUUUUCGUAUUGUAGUCAAAACUCUCUGAGUGAACCAAGAGAACAUGUCCAUGUCCUUAUUUCAUAGGUUCAAUCUCUUGGCUACAGAGACCGAUGGAUCUUCCAAAAACAAACACAGUGUCUGAGGACAAUAUUUGUAUAUUACAAACAAGAAAAUCUCUCCAGUCAUAUUUUAGAUAUAUGGGUUCGAAACUUCAGAUUGUGGUUAAAAAAUACAUGACAGGAUAAUUUGAAUUAUCUGGUCAUCUGAUGCCACACAUCUUGGGUUCUUUGUUUCACAAAGUAUCUGAGAACAAUAUAUAUAUAUAUUUUUUUUUAUUUUUUUUUUUUUUUGAUCUAUGAGGAACAUAAAAUCGACAAACCCUGCCACUAAGGGCAGUACUUAAAAUCCAUGAUAACUUAACCAAAAAAAAAAAAAAAUAAAAAUAAAAAAUUAAAUAAGGAACUUAAUGCAACAAAGUCCCUUAUACAAAGGUUAACUCAAGCUCGACGGGUGAUAUUGAGAGAAUCGUGAUAUUCGGUAAUAUUCCAAACAUUUUGUUUUUUGCAAAAUCUCAAAUCGUACCUCAAUUUCGAACACCCGGAGUAUCAUUUAUACUACGUAUCUGAAAAUACGGGUUGAAAUUAGAACGCUAAUUAUUAAGAUUGGAAUUGAAUAUCAUCAUCAGAAAAUCUCUGAUCAUUUUCCUAAAAUUUUCCUUUAAAUGAUCCAAAUAGACAUAAUUUCAGGAUGGAACAUGUACAAACGUCUCUUGAAAAUGUCAAAAUCUCAACUUGGAGCCUGAUUUUUGCAAAAGAAAAAAUAACCUUCUAAAUAUAAUGACUACAGUAUUCUUUAAGAAAAUAUACGUAUUGUAAGUAAUACAAGGAUCAUUGGGACCUGGUAAAUCCGUGUGGGAAUUCAAACCAAUCGAAAAGCUACUUUUAAUUGAUUAUAGACUUUCUGGAACAAUUUUAAACACUUCCUCUCCUUUUCAGUUCCUAAUUACAUAAUUCCACGGUCCAAUGUUUAAAUAGUUUAUGACCCUUUUUAAAAUCUAUUGGUUUGAAAUUUUCAGAAAAUUCCAAACGAAAUUUGAUAUAAGUUCAUUGAUUUUAUAUUACUAUAUAUUUUUUUACAUUUUUUAUUUUUUUUUUUGUUUUUUUUUUUUUUUUUUUUUUAUAUUUUAUUCAAUAAUCUAAAUGUGAUUUUCUAAAAAGUCAUGGUCUUAGACGACCUCCCAAAGGAAAAAAAAAAAAUUUGAGCAACCCUACUUGUCAUAGGGAUAGGGAAUUGAAAGUAAGCAGUGAUUAUUAAAAUUGAAAAAUGUUGGCCUCUGGCACUAUAGAAGCACCGUGCAAUAGCAAAAUUAUUAUAAUUUAAUUUUUUACUUUUCAUUUAUUUCUAUUUUCUAUGAAUUGUAUAUUUUUUAAUAAAUUUUAAAUUUGGCCCCCCAAACUGGGACCUGCUAAACUAUUAACUGCUAAUUUGUCUAUAUAAGGAAGCUCAAAUAUAUAUAACAACAAAGGCAGUUAUCCAACAAAAAAUUAUUUAAAACUUUUUUGUUUGAAAAUGCUUCUUUAAAGUACAAAAAAAAUUGAAAACAACAACAACUACAAAACACAGAUACCAAAACAAUGAUGGGAUAUCAGUAAAGGAUUUAAAAAUUAAAAUAAAUAAUACAAAAAAAUAAAAUAAAAAUCCACACACACAAUUUAUAUAUAGUAAGAAAAGUUAAUAAAUAAAAACAACAACAAACAACAAAUUAAAACUAUGUAAACGAAGAAAAAAAAAACAAGUAGCUUUCAUUCAAUAUUUUGUUCUUUUAGAUUAACAACAACAACAAACAAAAACAUUUCAUUUUGGCAUAAAACAAAAACAAAACACAUUAAAUAUUACAACAAGCAACAAAGAAAACUUAAAUAAAAUAUUACAAUAACUGUGGAGUUUAAAAAAUAAUGACUAUUUAAAAAAAGCAACAAUAACAACAACAACAUUAUACCAACAAUAAGAUCACACAAAAACAACAAGAAGAAAGUGUAAAUAACAACUUGAAAAACAAAAAAACAAAACAAAAACGACACUUUGAAUAUUGGUCGAAAAAAACCAACAAUUUUGAUUUAGAAUUUAAUAAAAAAAAUAAAAACAAUUAUUAAACCAUUAAAAACAACAGUAGUGUUAUUGUAGCAAAACAAAGCGUUAUUCAAUUUAAAUAAAUGAAAGAUAUAUAAAUAUAUGAAUUAACAUUAGCAAAACAAACAAACACAAUUCAAUUCAAAUUUAAAACAAAAGAGAAUAUAAACAAAAAAAUAAUAAUAAUAAAAUAAUACAAAUUUUAAAUGAUGGUGUAAAUUAAAAAAAAAAAUAUAUAUAUAAAUCCGUAAUGAAUGUAAAAAAAUCCAAAAAAUGAAAGAAAAUACUAAUACAACCAAAACCCAAAUGCAAUGUAACUGUACAUCAACACAAAAACACACAUCCGAAAUCAAUCAAAAGGAAAUAAAAAAAAAUCGAAAUACUAUCAAUGUUUAACCUCAAAUGCAAAUAAACCAAGAGAGAUAAAAAUCGACAAUUUUUUUUGUAAAUUUUUAUUUGAAAUGCCAUUUCACAAAGAAUUCCCUAACAAAAAAAAAUAAAUAAAAAUCAAGAACUCACAAAAAAUGUAUUUAAACGCACAAUAUUGAAAAUUCAGCUUUGAUAUAAAAAAAUGUUAUUUUUUAUAUUUUAUAUAAUAUUUACUAUAUUUUUUUUAAUUAUUUUAUAAUAAUUUCGAAAGCCUUUUGUUGUAUUUAUUUUUUGUAUUUUUUUCUUUUGGUUUAUUUAGACAAAAAAAAAUUAAAUUAAAUCUGACUUAAAUUUAAAGAAGAGGUUAUAUAAUAUAUCCACCAGCCUACCAGUGGGGAUAAUUUAACAUAGUAUGUCUUUAAUUAAUUUAUCUCUGGGUAAUUCAUGUUAUAUAAUUCACUUUUGGAUAAUGAUAUACCAAAGCUAAUAAAUUAUCCAAAAAUGUGGAUUUUUGACCUUUAGAUAAAUUCUCCUUAAAUAUGGGAAUUUUUUUAUAUUUAUAAUUAUAAAGCAACGUCGAUAAAUUAUUUUUAACCUUUCGAUAAAAUCUCCUCAAAUAUGGGAAAUUUUUACAAACGAUUUCGGCAACUUUUAUAAUUAUCGAAAAAUUAUAAGCAGCGUGCAAAAAUUACCAUUCAACGGCAACGCGGAUAACUAAUCUGUGGAUAAUUUAUCCAGCCAAGGUGAAUAAUUCGUCUUUCGAUAAUUUGUCAACCAACAUGGAUAGUUCAUUUUUGGAUUAUUUAUCCAAAAAACGUGAAUAAAUAAUCUUUUGAAAAUUGAUCCAUUUGGGAAAAUAGGAAGUAUUUCACAUAAACUAUCAAAAACUAAAAAGAAGUUAAACCGUUGGAAGCCUUGUUAACUCGUUUCUUGUGGUUGACCCCUCAUUGGGCGCCACAAGUACCAUUUGCGAGAUUUGUUUAUGAUCCUCAAGAAAAUAAAUAAAAAAUUCGAUUUCUCUCAGGCUCCACUUGAAAGUCCGAAAGAUUAAACCAAGAAGUUAUUGGAAUUUUUUUCAGAAAAAUUAUAUUUUUCGAAAAAUUAUAAAGUAAUCUGCAUAAAUUACCAUUCGAUAAUUAGUCCACCAAUCUGGAUAACCAAUCUUUGAAUAAAUUAUCCGCCAACGUGAAUAAUUCAUAUUUAGAUAAUAUAACCACCAAUACAGAUAUAAAUUUUAAAUCGUCUUGCGAUAAUUUUUCCACCAAAAUGGAUAAUACAUUUAAGGAUUUAUCCAAAAAACGUGAAAAUGAAAAAUAUUUCACAUGACUGUCCUACAGGAAACUAUCAAAAACUACCAAGAAGUCAAACCGUUGGAAGCCUUGUUAACUCGUUCCUUGUGGGGGGACAGAUCGUCCUGAAACGUUAUUAUUAAAAAAAUCGGUUGACCCCUCGUUGGGCGCCACAAAUACCAUUUGAGAGAUUUGUUUAAGAUCCUCAAGAAAAUAAAUAAAAAAAAAUCGAUUGCUCUCAGACUCCACUUGAAAGUCUAAAAGAUUAAACCAAGAAGUUAUGGGGUACAUUCAUCUGGAAUGGUCCCAAUACAAAUCUAACAUUUUCUUUUAUUUUUUUUUUUCUGAGUAUCCAAUUGGGCGCCACAGAUACCUUUUGAAAGAUUUCUUAUGAUCCUCAAAAAAUUUCAACAAUUUCCAAGUAAAGUCUGAAAGAUUAAACCAAGAAGUUAUACCUUUGUAAGCCUCGUUAAUCGGCACCUUAUGGGGUACAUAGACCUGAUAUGGCCCCCAUUAAAAUCUAAAAUUUUCCAUAGUUUGAUUUCUGAGAAUCAAAUUGGGCGCCACAAACACCAUUUCAGAAUUUUUUUAUGAUCCUCUAGAAAAUAUAUAAAAAAUUCGAUUGCUCUCAGACUCCACUUGAAAGUCUGAAAGAUUAAACCAAGAUGUUAUACCUUUGUAAGCCUCGUUUAUAGGUACCUUUUGGGGUAUAUAACACUGAUAACCUUUUUUCUGAGAAUCCAAUUGGGCGCCACAAAUACUAUUUGAGAAAUUUUUUAUGAUCCUCAAGAAAAUAAUUAAAAAUUCGACUGCUCUCUGACUCCACUUGAAAGUCUGAAAGAUUAAACCAAGAAGUUUUUGCUUUGUAAGCCUCGUUAAUCGACACCUGGGAUGGCCUCCAUUAAAAUUUGACAUUUUCCAUAAUUUUUUCCAAUAGUAUUCAAUAUGCCUCAUUGGCAAGUAACAUCAUUUUGCGAUUGACUCUCGUUGGGCGACACAACUAUUAGAAGUAAUGUUAGAACUAUUAGUCCAAUUUGAGAUAUUUCGUAUGAUUCUCAUUGAAAAAGCUCUUUCACUUGGAAGUUUUGAAUUUAAAUUUCUAAAACUACCAGAUGUUAAAGCGUUGUAAUUCCCUGAUAAUCCGUACUUUUAAAUAAAUAAAAAUUUCGAACGAAUGCCAUGGGCCUAUUAAAAUCUGGUAUUUCUGAGCAUUCAUAACAAUUUUUGGGAUAGUAAAUUUAUUUUACGAUUAACUCUCGUUGGGUGCCACAAAUAUUGGAAGGAAUGUUUUAUGAUAGGACAAAAUUUAACAAUACCACAAAAAAAAAAUCGACUGAUAUUUCACUCGAAAGCCUCAGAUAAAAUUUCCAAAUCUAAACAUUUGUGACCCCGGUUAACCCGUAAUUUAUAGAGUAGAGAUCACCUUAACAUUGCACCUUAAAAUCUGACUUCAAAGAUUUUUUCUCAGAAUCCAUAUUCCGAAACCAUUUUUGACGAAACAUAAAAAAAUUACUUUUCAAAAUAAAAUAUACAAAGAAUUGCAGAAAAGUAGCCAUUUGGACGGUAUAUCCCAGAUCCAUCAUCCACGUAUAUCCCAGAUCCAUGCCAAUAAAUGGAUAAUAACGUCAUUUUAGGUUGACUCCAGAGAGCAACAAAUAAAAAAAAAACGUGUGUUCCAUUAUGGUCUGGGUCCAUAACUGUUGGCUUGCACCUUCAAAUUUCAGUUGAGUUCAAUAUUUAAUAUUUAUAACAUAAAAUAUCCUUCCUUUCAAAACUUUUACAUGUACCCAUUAUCGCGUGACACCAUCAUUCAUUAAAUAACUCAUUGUAAAUAUUAACAUUGGGCAUAUAAAAAGUAGCAAAUGAUGAUUCAAUAUUCUACAUUUUUCCGGUUUGCUAGUCACAUAAAUGUAAAAUGGCGCCCAAUUCAACCGAAUCCACUUACUUUGCCAAUAAACAACAAUAUAAUUCUUGGACACCCAAUAAAACUGAAUUGGGUGGAAGUAUUUUUUUUUUUUUUUUUUUUUUUUGGUUUUGUUAAUUACUUUCACUUAAUGUGGCAAUUUCAAAAAUAAUUGAUCAUAAUUAUUCAAUUACAAAUUUAUAAUUUUAAAUUAUUUUUCUUAUUUUUAAACCUUUUUUAUGGUUGGACUACUUUAGAACAACGACAAUAAUGACGACAUUGCUAAAAACAUUAUAAUAAUCUUUAUAUAUACAUAUAUUGAUUAUUAUUAAAACUAUUGGAAACAUUGUAAAGAAAUCUGCUGUAUGGUCGAUUCAGUAACUUUUAUCGAUUUGGAAAGUUGUUUAAGUCUCUGAAUUUCUUAAAAAAGUUACUGAAUCGACCUUCCUUAAAGUCAAUUUUUAAAUGUUUAUGGUUAACAAAUUGAGUAAGUAACUUAAAACACGUUAUCGAGUUUUCUUUACAAUGCUUCCAAUAACAACUAAUAAAUGGUUUAAGUUCCUAUUCGGACAGGAAGACAGAAAGACUAACGGCGACCGACUUAAUAUUGGACCAUUAAAAACAUGUAAUAAAAUUUGGACUGAGGACAGUAGAUUUAAAUAUAAAUAAAAAAUAUUUUUCUUUAUUUUAAUUAGUACAAUUAUUUUGAAAAUUGGGUAUAGAGAAGAAGUUCGAAACAAUAAAUAAAUCACGAAAACAUAAAGGACUAUAGAUUUACAUAUUUGAAAUUUAGUCGAAAUAUGGGAAGAAUUGUCUUGAUGAGUUUUAAACCUACCAAUUUUCUAACAUUUCUAUGUGAAAUUAACACCUAAGUUGGUUCCCAAAUUGGUAAAGUUAAAUUAAUACAACUAACAUAUUGAGACAAAAAUUAUCCUCAUGAAUGAAACUGGCGCCCAAUGUGAAGUUGGCCAUAUUUUCCGUCAAUAUCAGAAAUUGACACCAAACUCAACUUCAAAAAUGAUAAAGUUUGCUUGUAACCAUUAUAUUCCGCGUGGCUCCCAAAAUAAGAAAUAAGGUAAUUGAAAUCGACUCUGAAUAAGAAGUAUAUCCUAUUCAGCUCAAAACGGCUUUGGUUUUCAUGUUUAUCACCAACUAUUUGAGAAUUCGAUCUAAAAAAAAAAAUAUUUGAAGAUUUAAAAAUGGCGCCCAAUGGGAUUGAGUGAAGUUUGGACAAAUGUUAACUUCACACAUUUGUAUAUGCCUUCGGGGCAGAAAUAGAAUUCAAAACGACUCAAAAAAAUGGUGUUAAAUGUUUAAAAUGUCAUUUUUUUGGAAUUAAGUAAAGUUACCACUAGACUUUGUCUCAAAUAUACCAAAAUACCAAUUUAUAAGGCCCAUGAUAUCGGAAAAAAUAUAUUUCCUACUACAGUUGAAAUUGGCGCCCAAGUAAUUUCUUACGAAACCAUUCCAAAUUUAAAAAUGGCUGAAUGGCAGAAUUGGUAUUUUGUGAAGUUUAUGUAAUAGUUGACUUCUUGAAUUUGUAGAAUCGAUUCCGGAGUAGGUAUAAAAUUCAGCAACACACAAGAAAUUGGUUUUUGGUCGAAAAUGUUUACAAAAAUGAUAUUUGACCUUCAGUUUCGAGAAUGGCGCCCAAAUGACCAGGACUAACUUAAGACCAAUAAUUUUGUGCUCCGAUUGCAAAACCGAAUUUAUUUUUUGAGAACUUAUAUCAGAAAGUAGAAAUCGACGCUGUUUUCGAAAUGAUAAAGCAAUGAUUUGGCUGCAGCAAAAUCAAAUUUCUCUAGAAUUAUCUCACAUUGUUUUAAGAAAGUUAAAAGAAUUGGAGAUUGUAUGUUUUCUCUUAGAAACUAAGUUGGCGCCCAAUGUGGUUUGUCAGUGUUUUGAGAGUAAGUGAAGUUAUUACAAGUCUUAAUUCCAAAUAUUUCAGAAUAUACCAAUUUAUAAAACCCAUGAAUCGGAAAAAUAUAUUUCCUACUAGAUUUGAAAUUGGCGCCCAAGUGUGGGUAAUUUCUUAAUAAUUGACUCCUUGAAUUUGUAGAAUCGAUUCCGGAGUAGGAAUAGAAUUCAGAAACGCACAAGAAAUUGCAUUAUGGCCGAAAAUGUUUACAAAUAUUUGAUCUACACUUUUGAGAUUGGCGCCCAAUUGGCCAGGACUAGUUGACUUCUUGAAUUUUCAGAAUCGAUUCUUGAAUAGAAAUUGAAUUCAAACAUACCCACAAGUGUUAUGUCCGAAAAUGUUUAAAAAAAAUGGUAUUUGACCUUUACGUUUGAGAUUGGCGCCCAAUUGGGCAGAACUAAAUUAAGGCUAAUCAGUUUGCAGCUGCCUUCCCUGACUUCUAGAUAACUUUGUGCUCCGUUUGCAAAACCGAAUUUAUUUUUUGAGAACUUAUAUCAGAAAAGAGAAAUCGAAGCUAUUUUCGAAAUUAAUUUCGAAAUGAAAAAGUAAAAAAUACGCUGCAGCAAUCUCAAAUAUCUCUUGAAUUAUCCCACAUUGUUUUAGGAAAGUCGGAAAAAUUUAAGGUUAUGAAAAUGCAAACCAAUAAAUAUUCAUAUAAAUUUUUCUGAAGUUAAGUCAGAUUAAUUUAAUUUUAUAAGUUAUAACUUAAAAAUAAGCAAAUAUUUAUUAAUAAAAAAUAUUUUCAUUUUUUUCAAAACAAAAAGGUAUUUUAAAUAAAAAUUUACAAAAAAAAAAAAAAACGAAAAUUUAUACCCAAAAACCAAUCAAUCUCAACAAUCCAUAACAUAUUGAAAAAACCAAAACAUAUAUGUAAAAGGCUUUCAAAACAUUAGACAUUUCCAAAUAAAUAAAUAAUAAAAAAAACUAACAAGGCUUUAAAUAUAAUAAACAACAUGACAUACGAAAACAGAAAAUAAAAACAAUUUUUUAAUUUUUUAUUUUCUUUUCGUUUUUAGUUGUAAGAAAAUAUUUCCUAAAAAAAAAAACAAAAAAUGAAGAAGAACGACGAUGAGGAAAACAAUAUUGAAUAUGAAAAAUAAAAAACUGGCCGUUUCAGGAAAAAUAAAAAUAGAGAGAAAUUUUUGCAUAACAUGUUAAUAAUGACAUUCAGCAUUAUAUUAUGUGUUUUAUAAAACAAAAUAAAAAAAAAUAAAAAUAUUUAUGUAUUUAAAAAAAUUAUCAUAAAAAUUCAAAUUUUUGAUGAUAGGCUUUCAUGCAGUUUUUUUUAGUUUUUUGUUAAUCAAAAUAUGAAAUAUGUGUUAUUUGAAAAAAAAUUAUACUGAGUAGAGGUAUUUUAUGCAAAUUAAUGUUAAAAAAAAAUACAAAUAGAAAAUGGCGUUUUAAAAAUGGAAGAUUGCAAAGUAACUAAAAACAAAAUACUAAAAAAUAGUACAUGACAAUUAAAAAUAAAAAUAAAAUAUUUUUUUUCUGAAUUAAAAACAAAACAAAAACAAGCGAACAAUUAAAUUAACCAAAGAUUAAAAAAUAAUUAUUAAAUAAUGCAAAAACAAAAAAAAAAUAAAAAAUAUAUAUUAUACACAUCUAUAUAAAUCUCAAUGUGUUGGAAGAAGGAAAAAGAAUUUGAUUUUCAAAGGAAAACGUUUAAAAUCGUUGAAGACAUUAUUAAAAAAAAUAAAUAUAAAAAUCCCAAAAAUUAAAAUUGAAUUAAAUACAAAUACAUGCAACCAUAAAACAAUUAUUAGUGAAUUUCUCUUAAAUUGUAAUUCUAUAUGAUAUAUAAAAAAAUAUGAAUAAAUAAAAAAAGAAACAUAAAACGAUUCGAUACGAUAUGCAUUUAAAGCAAGAACAUCCCUUUUGAAAAUGAUCAUAUAAAACAGCACACUUUAUACUUAAAUAAAAAAUUGAACAAAAAUGGAAUACAAGAACAAAAACAACAACCAACAAUUCUUAUAAACUAUAAAUGUAUUAUUCUCAAUGUUUUAUGAAUGUAUUUUGAGCAAAACCAAGAAAAAACAAACCCGAAUACAUUAUUAUUAUUCAGCAGAAAAAAACAAAAACCCAAGAAAGAAAACCAACGGAAAACCAUUAACAAAAUAUUAUCAAUUAUUAUACAUAACAAAAAAAAAAAAUAUAUAUAUACUAAAGAUAUACAUGCAUAUUAUUAUUUACAUACAUGUCUUGUAAUUCACACAAAAAAUGCAAAAAUGAAUGACGGAACGAUGAUCUACCCCCCACCUGGCGGGGGAUCAUCGAAAAACCCCACAAUUAAAGACAACCCCCCUAAAAAAAAAAAAAACAAAAUAAACAA